Protopolystoma xenopodis is the source of this 438-nucleotide messenger RNA. NCBI's taxonomy places the organism in Eukaryota, Metazoa, Platyhelminthes, Monogenea, Polystomatidea, Polystomatidae. The record is from the annotation of a GenBank genome assembly.
UGCCUGCAAGCACUCGACUUUCUACACACGAAUCAUGUAAUUCACCGCGACAUCAAAUCUGACAACAUCUUACUCGGCCUUGAUGGCAGCGUCAAGCUUACCGACUUCGGCUUCUGUGCACAAUUAUCAGCAGAUCAGACAAAACGCUCAACCAUGGUAGGCACACCCUACUGGAUGGCCCCGGAAGUGGUAACUCGCAAGCAGUAUGGACCGAAAGUAGACAUCUGGUCUCUAGGCAUCAUGGCCAUUGAGAUGGUGGACGGGGAACCACCUUACUUAAACGAGAAUCCAUUGCGCUCCAUAAUUUUGCUACAAUUUACCAUUUUAUUAGCUCUUGGAGAUGAGACAAAAAGCAGAUUCCUCGACAGUAUCUGUGGUCAGGCCUUUAUACUUGAUCCUAUCACGUGUGAUUUAGGUCAGGAGUUGUAUCUAUGCUAG